Molecule: messenger RNA, 957 nt
Organism: Austrofundulus limnaeus
Lineage: Eukaryota; Metazoa; Chordata; Actinopteri; Cyprinodontiformes; Rivulidae
Product: transmembrane emp24 domain-containing protein 1
Exons: 5
Coding region: 74-778 (234 amino acids)
Source: RefSeq, a predicted model, not a curated record
UUUUGCGGAAGACAGAUGAGAAGGAGAGAUGGCUGUGCACAGAUAGCCUACGGGUUUGGACAUAUUUCUCACCAUGGAUGCUCUGUGGAUGAAAGUAACGCUCAGAGGACAGCUGCUGGGCCUGGCAGUAGUCUUCCUGUGCUGUGCUGGUUCCGUGUGCUGUUUCCGGCCCAGCCUAGACAGCGAGUUUACCUUUCUGCUACCAGCCGGAAGAUCCGAGUGUUUCUUCCAGACAGCAAUAAAGAAUGGUACGAUGGAGGUCGAAUAUCAGGUUAUUGCAGGUGCUGGUAUGGAUGUGGACUUCACCRUCCUCUCUCCAUAUGGAGUCCGGCUCAUCACUGAGUCUCGUCGUUCUGAUGGAGUCCACAUAGUGGAGCCCACAGAGCAGGGAGACUAUGAAAUCUGCUUUGACAACAGCUUCAGUCGCUUCUCAGAGAAAAUGGUGUUUUUUGAGAUCAUAAUGGAGGGUCAGGGAGGAGAUGUGGGCGGAGAUGACGAGUGGCCGGGGUUAGAGGAGGCUGACGGAAGCCUGCUGGACUACAAGCUGGACGACAUCAGGGAGUCCAUGGAGUCUCUGCACAAGCGUUUGGAGCGCAGCCGGCAGAUGCAGACCGUGCUGCGAGCUUUUGAGGCUCGGGAUCGAAACCUUCUGGAAGAUAACCUGUGGAAGGUCUCGUUCUGGUCGUGUGCCAGCGUGUUGGUGAUGCUGUGUGUUGCCUUUACCCAGGUCUACACUGUACGCAGACUGUUUGAUGACAGGCGGAGGGUCUAUACAUAGAGGGGUAAUUCUGAAGUUGUAUGAGACAGCAGUGUUUCCCCUACCAUUAUUCACCCCCCCCCCCCUCCCCAAGAUGGCCCAACCCUCCAAGAAUUUCACGGCACUUAGUCGUUGUUAUUUAAAUAAGGCCAAAUCAAGUCGAGAGCUAUUUUUGCACCCAUCCAUAUCCACCUCUCAAG